CAAAACAAACGAUGUUCGUUAUACGCAUUCAAAAUACACUAGCACAACCAUUCUGAUACAUCGGCAAGAUCAUUCUGUAUUCAAAUCUAUCAAUCGAGCAAUGCCGACUACACAGGUGAGCGCGAUUGUGCUGGGAGCUGGCUACGGUACCAGACUACAGAAGGGUAUUGAAGCGGACUCCUCGGGCGAGUAUAAGGAGCUGAUUGGUAUACCUAAGCCCCUCUUACCAGUGGGUAACAAGUCGUUACUUAGUCACUGGUUCGAAUCCCUCAAAGACAAUGCGUUUGUACGUGACUUCUAUGUGAUUACGAACGGGUUCUUUGCUAAGCAAUUCGAGGUGUGGGGAAAGAGUCAGGAGGGUAUAUUUAAACACACUAGCCUUAUCAAUGAUCAUACUAUGAGCAAUGAGACUCGCCUGGGGGCUGUGGCGGAUAUAGACAUGGUGCUGCAAGCGAAGAAAGACGAGAUGGGACCAGACACAGGUAUACUUGUCAUCGCAGGGGAUACGUUGUUUCAUCAGGACUUUGAUAUCAAUGACUUUAUAAAGUACAAUCUCACAAGAACGGAGGAGGCUUGCUCAGUGGUGUACUAUGACAUCGGUAACGAAGACACGCGGAAACGGGGUAUCAUCGAGAUAGACGAGAAUAAGAAGGUUAUAUCCUUCCUUGAGAAACCCAAUCCCGAAGACACACAUAGUAGGAAUGCAUGUCCAGCGUUCUACUAUAUACCUCCUAAGGGAAUUGCGCUGGUAAGACAGUUUAUGGAGGAGCAUAAGGACAAGCCUCUCACCUCUAGAGAUGCCCCUGGGAGACUCAUUGCUUGGUUGCACACACAUAUACCCGUGUACGCAUAUGCCAUCUCAGGGAGAUACGAUAUUGGCAGUCUCGAGGACUACAAGACUACAUUGAAGGCUUUCGCAUAGUAGUCCUUCAUCGGUUCUUUACGCAUUCAAGGCGUUCUUGUUUAUUUGUUAGAAUGGUAAAUAGCUUGACUAUGCUGAUUAAACACAACAGGAGCUGAUUUAGAGGUGCUGAAGAGAGCCGUGAAUUCUAUAGAAUGGGAAGGAACACUCGACAAAUAGAAUAGCUAGUAGAUAUGACCAGAAGUUGGUCCACCAGACAGUGAAGACAAAACAAUCUCUAUUAAAGGGAGGCAGCACGCAUGUAUCCCAACCUCCAGAAUUCAACUCCACAAACCAUUACUUACCAUCAAGAUUAAAAUCGAGUGAUUGG
Sphaeroforma arctica JP610 is the source of this 1232-nucleotide messenger RNA. RefSeq lists its product as hypothetical. Bases 101 to 922 code for a protein of 273 amino acids. The record is from RefSeq and is a predicted model, not a curated record. The transcript has a single exon. Gene Ontology annotation, biological process: biosynthetic process. Lineage: Eukaryota; Ichthyosporea; Ichthyophonida.